Ogataea philodendri is the source of this 1599-nucleotide messenger RNA. RefSeq lists its product as uncharacterized. The record is from RefSeq and is a predicted model, not a curated record. The transcript has a single exon. The coding region runs from base 1 to 1599 and encodes 532 amino acids. NCBI's taxonomy places the organism in Eukaryota, Fungi, Ascomycota, Pichiomycetes, Pichiales, Pichiaceae. Gene Ontology annotation, cellular component: cytoplasm.
AUGUCUAGAGUGACAAAUCCAGAUAAUUUCAUAGACCCCGAAUCCACCAGAUCGUCUUUAUCCAUCGACUCCAACGGCUCUAACGGCUCAAAUAUUUUCUCUAAUCAAGGAGAGUAUGAUCUCUCAGUCAACAACUUGAAUCGUGUUCUUUCGUAUCUCAGCGACAUGGAUAAUCACACACUAAGCGAUAAGGACACUAUAGCCACCACUUCGACGGCCACGGGCGCCCCAAACAACAACAGCAACACUGCAUCUUCUAGAACGGGCUUUGUUAAUCCGUUUGAGAUUAACUCCUCGUUAUGGAGUGCGGCGCCUCAACAGCAGCAGCAGCAGCCACAAGGACCACAGGACUUGCUUUCGCCUUCUUCACAAGCACCAGAUUUCCCGAGGGAUCAGCUUCUUUCGCCGCUCUCGCCAUACGCAAACCUGUUUAACCCCUCUUCCGGAACAUCGCUAACGGGUCCUCCUCCGCCAGCUGCUUCGGACUUUGGCUCGCGCAGAGCGUCGUACGUGGGCGAGUUCACAACACAUAGCAGACCUUCGACAGGAAGCAUUUGGAACACAAGAGACGAUAACAGAAGCUCGCUUGGAUCGGCCGGGAGCCCCCUUCUUAAUAACCCGAGCCUAAACUCUCCUCCGCAAUUACCAUCGGUUUGGCAGUCUCCCCCACCGUCGGAGUUUGCCGCGUUACGAAGAUACUCUUACGAUACAGCUCUGGGAGCAGCACACAAUGGUCUUUCUGGUGGCUCGCAGCCGUUACUGCCAGGCUUUCAACAGCACAAACGGUUCCCAUCGUCCUCGUUUGCUACCACAACAAACAUGGACUUUGGUAAGUCGUUUGAACAAAACACAACAGCACAGACACAGCCACAGCAGCCACAGGUUUCACAGGGUCCACAAGUAUCGAAUGCUCUCAACUUCCAGGACCAGUACUCACAGGCAUAUAAGGAGGCAGACUUGUACUUCACGUCACCGUCUGCGGAGUCUCUCAAUCUGUCCAAAGUUUUAGAAAGUCUUAAUACGCAGCAGUUGCCAAAGUUCCCUGGAGGAGGAUUACCUGGAGUGAAGUUGAUUCUUGUUUGUUUCAAGAACGGGAGACUGGACGUGUUCUACCUGCCACCGGAAAACCAGAGACUGACGCAGACCAUGAAGAUUGGCGAGCUGGUGAUUGUGGAGGCGGACAGAGGACGGGAUCUGGGUAAGGUUGUGAAACUGGAUGUGUCUAUUGACGAGGCACGUUUGCUGAAACUGAAGCAAUUUCAAGAACAACAAGCAGCAUUGAACCAGGAGGUUCAUGAAAAGCAUCCUGUGUUGCAUUUUCCGAAGCCGGUUGUACGGUUUGCGUACCCGAACGAGGUUGCGCAGCUUUUACUGAAGAAGAGCGACGAGGAGAAGUCGCGCAACGUUUGUCAGCUCAAGGUGAAGUCGCACGGGCUGGUGAUGCAGAUCACUGACUCGGAGUACCAAUGGGACCGGCGCAAGCUGACGUUCUACUACAACUCGAAUGCGCGGAUCGAUUUCCGCGAUUUGGUGAAGGAGCUCUUCAGAAUAUACAAGACACGGAUAUGGAUGUGCAAGCAGCAGAAAAGAGAAGUUUGA